GCCGCCAUGUCACAGCGCGGCUCCUCCCGGCACCGCGCAGCCAAUCAGCGCUCGCCGCGGGGCCGGAAGUCGCCGGCCGGAGGCGGAAGCUGGGUCCGCCCGCCCUUCUCCGUAGACAUGGCCGGCGGUGCGGAGGCGGCGUGGUUGAGUGUUGAGAUCGAGCAGCGGGAGCGGGAGCUGCGCAGCUUGCGGGAGCAGUUAGCUGCUGUCCUGGCGGGGGAGUGCGGUGGAGCCGCCGAGCAGGGUGCCGAUGCCGCCGACGCCGCCUUCCCCGCCAAGCUCCCCCCUCUGCCCGCCCAGGCCGCGCUGAGUCCCGCCGAUAUCCUGCGGUACAGCCGGCAGCUGGUGCUGCCUGAGCUGGGCGUGCGGGGACAGCUGCUGCUGGCCCGCUCCUCCGUGCUCGUGGUGGGCUGCGGCGGUCUGGGUUGCCCCCUCGCCCAGUACCUGGCCGCGGCCGGCGUGGGCCGCCUGGGGCUGGUGGAUCAUGACGUGGUGGAGACGAGCAACUUGCACCGGCAGGUGCUGCACGGGGAGGCCCGCCGGGGGUUCCCCAAGGCCGCGUCUGCCGCGGCGGCCUUGCGGCAGCUCAACUCCACGGUGCAGUACGUGCCCUACUGCGGGGCUCUGAGUCCGCGCAGCGCCUUGCAGCUGGUGCGGCAGUACGACGUGGUGGCCGACUGCUCCGACAACGUGCCCACCAGGUACUUGGUGAACGACGCCUGUGUCCUGGCUGGGAAGCCCCUGGUGUCUGGCAGUGCUCUCCGGCUGGAGGGGCAGCUGGUCGUGUACAACUACCAGGGAGGGCCCUGCUACCGCUGCCUUUUCCCCAAACCACCUCCACCAGAGACGGUGACUAACUGUGCGGAUGGGGGAGUGCUGGGUGUCGUGCCGGGCAUCGUGGGGUGUAUUCAGGCCUUGGAAGUGUUGAAGAUUGUUUCAGGGAUGGGUUCCUCCUUCAAUCGGUUCAUGCUGAUGUUUGAUGCCCAGGAAGGGCGGUUUCGCAACAUCAAGUUAAGACCGAAAAGAUCAGACUGUGCUGUUUGUGGUGACAAUCCAUCUGUCACUUGCCUUCAGGAUUAUGAGGCAUUUUGUGGCUCUUCUGCGACAGACAAAUGUAGAACUUUACAUCUGUUGUCCAGCAAAGACAGGAUAUCUGUUGAGGAAUACAAAAAACUGUUGGAUGGGCAAAUUCCUCAUGUAUUGCUAGAUGUUCGCCCGCAGGUUGAAGUGGAUAUCUGUCGCCUGGAACAUGCUGUCCACAUUCCUUUGAGUAAAUUAGAGGAAAAAGAUGAAGAAUAUCUGGAAUACUUACAGAAAAGAAUUUGUGAAGAAAAGCAGAGAACUGAUGGCCAAACAUGUUUUCCUGUGUAUGUUGUUUGCAAAUUAGGAAAUGACUCCCAGAAGGCUGUAAGAAUUCUGCAGGAGUUACCUGUCAAAGAAUUUGGUCCUGUAUUAGCUAAGGAUAUUAAAGGGGGGCUCAUGUCUUGGGCCAGUAGAAUUGACCCAACAUUUCCUCAGUACUAAAAAUUUAAAUGUUAAAAAUAAAAAAGAAUAUUAACAGUAAAUUCUCUAGAGUUUAAUUUUCUUUGUGCAACAUCUAUAUCAUGUGAGUCAAAUGAGAUAUAAAUACUAUGCUCUUUUUAAUAGUAUAUUUUAAAGUUAAAUGUAUUUUUAUAGAUGCUUGAUUUUUUUUUUUAAUGUAAAAAUAUGAAACUAUUCAUAGAAAUUGGAAGAAAUAAAUUUUUUGUUCUUAUUUAAAAGUGAACACUUGGAAUGAUUGCUUAAUUGUGCAUGUGAUGAUUGUUUGUUUUUAAUGACCAAUGCAUUAUUUUGUUGUAAAGAGCUAUGUACGUCUAAGUAGUUCUCAUAGAUAAACUGAAUGAAUAAGAAAUAGUGUCACAACAGGGAGCUGCCACAGUCCUCAUCAUGUAUACAUAGCAAUUAUACUAAUACAGAUGUAGGUUCUUUUUUAAUUUCUGAGGAGGAAAACAUCUGUCAUGACCAAUCUUUGCAUUACACAAGAUGAAAGAGAAUGCUAACAUUAUAAUAAUUAUUACGAAUUAUUAGUAGUUAAUAAUUAAUAAUUAUUAUUAAUAGUAAAAAAAGUAGAUUUUAACAAAAUAAGUUGUGGAACAUCCACAUCACCUACUUUACUGUAACAUGCCGUGCAUUUUAGCAGUAACAGAUACAUUUAUGUAUACGGAGAUAUCUUUGCAGUUUAGAGGACAACAAAAGCAUUCAAGGCCAUGACUUAAUGUAAUUGUGGUAUGUAACGUGGGAGUCGUAAGUAAAGACCACUUGAGGCAGGGUGUCAAGGCUUGGUUGAAUUUUGGGUUUUGGUUUUUGGGAAUCAGAAACCAGAGAGACUUACCUGAAAUGCAUGACUUCGUUUUCAUUUUUUCUGUGUUGAGUGCAAUGGCAAUGAUUCUUUAAUGUCUGACCUACUGAUGCUAAACCCUUAGUGAUACGUCACACAUCCACUUGACCUGAAAAAGUGAUCCUUUUCAGUCACUGAAAGCAAGGUGAACGUAUGAACGUUCCACUGAUACUUUUGGGGACAGGAUGAAGAAGAAGACUGAUUCUAAAUGUGUGCUGCUUCCAGUAGAUAGAAAUCAUGUUUAUAGUCUUUUCCUGAUUACAUUCUUAGGGGCGGAUUUACACAAACUGUGAAAGAAAAAAAGAGCUGAUAAUAAAGCCUGCUAUGUUUUGUGUGACUUUUUGUUGCUGUCCACUCAUUUAUGUGGGCUUGCUGAAGCACUAUGCAAAUUUUACUGUCUUCAAGAUGUGCUGGACUCUUGGGAGAUUAUGUGAAAAAUCAAGAGUGAGAAUCAUUACUGAGCCCAAAUUGAUCUUAUUGGAAGCUUACCUUUCAUUCUGGCUUGAUUUAUUUGUUGAACUCUUCUCAAACACAGCAGACACAUGGUGAUUUCUCUUUGCACCAGGAAGUGUCAUAGCGUAUCUCCAGAAUUUCGAAGAGAAGCAAUAAAACUCUCAUUUUGUAUUGCUGCCAACGUACUGCCUAAGUAUUGAUGCAUGUUGUCAUUGUGAAUAAAAAUGAGCUGCUUUAUUUAAGGAGCUUACAGUGCAGUUGGUCUGAUGUCUUACCAGAAGGGGUCAGGGCACUCAACAGAGUGUCUUUUUAUCUCUCAGUCUUGAUGUUGUGAGGCUUCUUUUUGCUUCUUUGAUCAUACUUUCUUUUAAAGUGGCUUACUGGAUUUUGGCACAGGGACUGCAGGAAACAGCUUCCUGUUGGAGGUUUAGAAUAAUAGGCAGUGGCUGCAGCAUUUGUUCUUGAUUACUGUGUUUGAAUGUCUGCCACAUGUAGGUCUAGAGGAUAGCUUCAGGGUUCAGGAAUAAACUUAAAUACAUAAAUUUGUUUUCUCUUAAGAUGUGGUGGUUAUUUUAAGGCACAGCAAA
Phasianus colchicus (ring-necked pheasant) is the source of this 3417-nucleotide messenger RNA. RefSeq names its product molybdenum cofactor synthesis 3 (gene MOCS3). The record is from RefSeq and is a predicted model, not a curated record. Gene Ontology annotation, cellular component: cytoplasm; cytosol. NCBI's taxonomy places the organism in Eukaryota, Metazoa, Chordata, Aves, Galliformes, Phasianidae. Gene Ontology annotation, molecular function: thiosulfate-cyanide sulfurtransferase activity; URM1 activating enzyme activity; adenylyltransferase activity. Gene Ontology annotation, biological process: tRNA wobble position uridine thiolation; protein urmylation.